Cucurbita pepo subsp. pepo (vegetable marrow) is the source of this 1909-nucleotide messenger RNA. Its product is annotated as bifunctional 3-dehydroquinate dehydratase/shikimate dehydrogenase, chloroplastic-like. Gene Ontology annotation, biological process: shikimate metabolic process; chorismate biosynthetic process. Lineage: Eukaryota; Viridiplantae; Streptophyta; Magnoliopsida; Cucurbitales; Cucurbitaceae. The record is from RefSeq and is a predicted model, not a curated record. Gene Ontology annotation, molecular function: shikimate 3-dehydrogenase (NADP+) activity; 3-dehydroquinate dehydratase activity.
GACGGCUUACCUACCUCCUUUCCACCAUCCUCCUCGAUGCCCUUCUUAUAAUUUCUCUCUGUCGGGCUCUCAAUCGCAUUCUCGACGCCGUCCAAUUGCCAAAUUUCCGACGUACGCCGAAGAAAAAUGGGGUUUGGGCCGGCAUCUUCUGGCUUAGGCAUCAGAGUCGAAGGGACUACAAGGAAUUCAACCCUUGUUUGUGUGCCAAUAAUGGCAGAAUCAAUAGAUAAGAUGAUUAUCGAUGUUAUGAAGGCAGGAGAGAGUGGUGCUGACAUUGUGGAGAUAAGAUUGGAUGCAUUGAAGAUUUUCAAUCCCCAUGAAGAUCUUAAAACUCUAAUUAAGGAGUCCCCUGUGCCCACCCUAUUCACUUACAGACCAAAAUGGGAAGGUGGCCAGUACGAUGGUGACGAAAGCCAACGACGGGACGUUCUUCGAUUAGCCAUGAAGUUGGGAGCAGACUAUAUCGAUGUGGAGCUUCAGGUGGCUCAGGAGUUCAUUGAAUCUAUACGUCAAGAGAAGCCAGACAAUUUUAGAGUCAUCGUUUCUUCCCACAAUUAUAAGAAGACCCCAUCUUUAGAGGAUUUAGGGAGUCUUGUAGCUGAAAUCCAAGCAAGCGGAGCUGACAUUGUAAAGAUUGCAACGACAGCACUGGAUAUCACUGAUGUUGCUCGCGUCUUUCAAGUACUUGUGUAUUCACAAGUUCCAAUUAUCGGACUGGUUAUGAAGGAUAGGGGAUUCAUUUCUCGAGUACUUUGCCCAAAGUUUGGCGGUUAUCUUACGUUUGGUACCCUUGAGGAGGGAAUAGUAUCGGCUCCUGGUCAACCGACUAUCAAAGAUCUAUUAAAUCUAUACAACUUCAGACAGAUAGUGCCUGAUACUAAGGUAUUUGGCAUUGUUGGGAACCCAGUAGGCGACAGCAAAUUACCUGCAUUGUUCAAUGAGCUUUUCAAGUUGAUUGGUUUCAACGCCAUUUAUGUGCCCUUCUUGGUGGAUGAUCCUUCAAAGUUUCUUGAUACUUAUUCAUCUGUUGAUACUGGCGGAUUCAGCGUUACUACUCCAUACAAAGAAGCGUUCUUCGAAUGCUGCGACGAGGUUGAUCCAGUUGCGAAGGCAAUUGGAGCUGUUAAUUAUGUCGUUAGAAGGCAAACUGAUGGGAAAUUGUGUGGCUAUAACACAGAUUGUUUUUGUGCUAUUUCCGCCAUUGAAGAUGGAUUACUCGGCUUGCGUAAUGCUAGCUCAAAAGUUGGUUCAGGCUUAGCUGGUAAGCUAUUUGUUGUCAUUGGUGCUGGUGGAGCUGGCAAAGCUCUUGCUUAUGGUGCAAAAGAGAAGGGAGCCAGGGUUGUAAUUGCUAACCGCACAUAUGAUCGAGCUAGAGAACUUGCAGCCCGUAUCGGUGGACAGGCUAUGUCUCUCACUGACUUAGAAAAUUUUCACCCAGAAGAUGGCAUGAUUCUUGCCAACACAACUCCAAUCGGAAUGCAGCCAAAAGUUGAUGAAACUCCCAUUUCAAAGCAUGCUCUUAAGAACUACUCACUGGUUUUUGAUGCCGUUUACACACCAAAGAUGACCAGACUCUUGAGGGAUGCUGAAGAGUCUGGAGCAGCUAUUGUUCCUGGAUUGGAGAUGUUCAUCAGGCAAGCAUAUGCACAAUAUGAAGGGUUCACUGGGCUGCCUGCACCCAAGGAACGUAUUCGGAAGAUUUUGGCAGGCAACUAAUGAUGUGCUAGCAUAUCCUAAUUGUUCUCAAUUGGCUCUUUUCCUUCAAUUCCCUGCAUUCGAUAAGAUUUUUCAUCUUCGUAUUGUAAUGGUCAAGAACCAUGUUUGAGAAAUCGAGGACCUAUUCGAAUAACUUUCCAAGUGUGGGAGGCGGAUAAUUGUGUAGACGAUCAUUUUUUUGUAGAAUUGUUUA